AUGAGUGCCAAAGUCGACAUGGACGUUCCAACCAAAGAGCCGGACCGUACGCCCUCCUCCUCGCCCCCCACCGACACCAUCCUCGUGUGCAGCAAAGAGGGGACGUCCAAGGGCCCCCUUCUUCCUCCCCCACCACCUCCUCCAGCUCCUUCUCCGUUGACCCAGACGACUACCACGGCUCUGCUCCUUCCAGCCGUGGUCCUACCCGGUCACCAAAAGCUGGAGGUGACGUCAGCCACAGUAGUGGCAGAGCCCGGGAAAGUGGGCGGGGUUAUAGAGGCGACCACACCCACAGCCCAGGUGGGCGGGGCCUGCAGCAUCGUCCACGUACUGGAGUGGAAGGAGGGAAUGACUCUUCUGCCCACCACUAACCUCAAGUUCUGUGUUGGCGAUGUGGGAACGCUGAGCGCGCUGAUCACCCCGGCGAUCGCCAGCAUCUCCCCCCAACCAGCCGCCGGGGCUUCUGGGAAGUCUGCCGCUGCGGAGGGAGCAGCAGCGGGGGUCCUGGUGGAGGUGGGGGUCCCGGCGGAGGUGGGGGUCCCGGCAGAGUCGGGGGUCCCGGUGGAGGCGGGGGUUCAGGCGGGACCGCGGCAGCAGAACCACGAACCGAGAGCGCAGCGGACCUACCCAGAGGAGCUGCGCAGGGAGCCAAUCACAGAGAAGCGGAUCAUCGGCGUGGAGAAGAUCCCGGCGGGCGGCCGCGUCCCCUCCCUCAACCCGGACCACCUGAAGCCCAUGAGGAAGAGGAAGAGGAAGGAGUACCUCAGCCCCUCGGAGGACGACUCGGACAUGGAGGCGGGGGAGGAGAAAGCAGACGACUGCAAGACGGACAGCCGGCACAUCAGAGGAGCGGGGGACAAUAAGACGGAGCAGUGGACCUGGAGCCAGUACCUGGAGGACUGCAGCGCCAUCGCAGCGCCCGACCUGCUCUUCCAGGAGGCCCAGCGAGUCCCGACGGUGAAGAGCAGCUUCAAACAGGGGAUGAAGCUGGAGGGCAUCGACCCUCAGCACCCAUCCAUGUACUUCGUCCUGACGGUGGCCGAGGUCUGUGGCUACCGGCUGCGGCUCCACUUCGACGGCUACUCCGACUGCCACGACUUCUGGGUCAACGCCAACUCGCCGGACGUGCACCAGGCGGGCUGGUGUGAGAGCACCGGGCACAAGCUGUACACGCCCAAAGGCUGUAAAGAGGAGGAGUUCACGUGGAACAACUACCUGAAGAUGACUAAAGCACAAGUGGCGCCCAAGGAGCUGUUUGCAACUCCAGGAAGAAUCGACAUGCCGGGCGGGUUCGAGGUGGGCAUGAAGCUGGAGGCCGUCGACCGCAUGAACCCCUCCCUCAUCUGCGUAGCAACCGUAACCGACGUGGUGGACGAGCGCUUCCUGGUUCACUUCGACAACUGGGACGACACCUACGACUACUGGUGUGAUGCCAGCAGCCCGUACAUUCAUCCGAUUGGCUGGUGCCAGGAGAGGAACCUCCCCCUCACUCCACCCCAAGAUUACCCCGAGCCCGACCGCUUCUCCUGGUCGCGGUAUCUGGACGAGACCGGUUCCACCGCGGUGGUCGCUGAAGCCUUCAACGUGCGGGGGGCUCAUGACUUCCAGGUUCAGAUGAAGCUGGAGGCGGUGGACAAGAGGAGCCCGGGGCUGAUCAGAGUGGCCACGGUGGAGGAGAUGGACACGCACCGCAUCAAGGUGCACUACGACGGCUGGAGCCACGUGUACGAUGAGUGGAUGGACUCGGACCACCCGGACAUCCACCCGGUGGGCUGGUGUGAGGCCACAGCCCACCCCCUCAAAGUACCGCCCAGCGACCCCAAAACACAGAGCUCCCACGGUCCAAAGGAGAUCCCUGCCAUUGGCCAGUCCAGUUUUCCCGCCUCUGCGCCGUGUAAACCAAUCAGCCACCCGAGAACCAACAAGUACAGCUUCCACCACCGGAAAUGUCCAACCCCAGGAUGCGACGGUUCCGGCCACGUGACUGGCCGCUUCACCGCCCAUCACUGCUUAUCCGGCUGCCCAUUGGCUGAACGCAACCAGGGACGACUUAAGGCGGACCUUUCAGACACAGAGUCCAAGAGAAACCUUUUCUUUGGCCAAAGGAACAAAAAGACCCACUACCGUGGCAGGAUUGGUCGUCCUCCAAAAUACAGGAAAAACCAGCAGAGAAGCUACCAGAACAUGACCUCGGAGGGCGUGUACCCGUCCCUGUUCAUGUCGGCGCUGACCGUGCAGUCGGACCGCGCCCUGUCCCUCUGCUGGGAGCAGCACUGCAAGCUGCUGCCGGGGGUCCAGGGCAUCCACGCCAGCCAGGUGGCUGCCUGGAGCAUCGACGAGGUCUUUGGGUUCGUCCUCAACCUGACCGGCUGUGAGGACCAGGCUCGCCUCUUCAAGGAUGAGAUGAUCGACGGCGAGGCCUUCCUCCUGCUGACCCAGACGGACAUCGUGAAGAUCAUGAGCAUCAAGCUCGGCCCCGCCCUCAAGAUCUCCAACGCCAUCCUCAUGUUCAAGAGCACCGACGAGGGGCUCAAGUGACCCCGCCCCCCUCGCCGGCUUCACAGGCCAAUCAUCAUGUGCCAAACCCAUCCCAUUGCUGAGAAAACAAAAAACAACGACAACAACCACCGCCUCCACCUCCACCUCCACCCCCACCCCCCCAACCUCCAUC
This is a messenger RNA of Gadus chalcogrammus (walleye pollock), 2671 nucleotides long. RefSeq names its product L3MBTL histone methyl-lysine binding protein 1 (gene l3mbtl1). Gene Ontology annotation, molecular function: zinc ion binding; protein binding. The transcript has 22 exons. Bases 1 to 2538 code for a protein of 845 amino acids. Gene Ontology annotation, cellular component: nucleus. Gene Ontology annotation, biological process: regulation of DNA-templated transcription. The record is from RefSeq and is a predicted model, not a curated record. NCBI's taxonomy places the organism in Eukaryota, Metazoa, Chordata, Actinopteri, Gadiformes, Gadidae.